Didymodactylos carnosus is the source of this 696-nucleotide messenger RNA. The record is from the annotation of a GenBank genome assembly. NCBI's taxonomy places the organism in Eukaryota, Metazoa, Rotifera, Eurotatoria, Philodinida, Philodinidae.
AUGGCCUCAAAUGUUCCCAAUAAUGCUACGGAUCCAAAAUCAAAACAAGAAUACUACGCAGAACACGAUGCUUAUAUUAAGAGAAAAUUUAAUUUUGUACAAAAUGGUGCACAUCCAUGUUUAAGUCAAGGUAGAAAAAACAAUCUUUGCACAAAAGGUGAUGCAUGUCUGUUUAUUGGUUUUCCAAUUGAUACGUGUAUGUAUUAUAUAUUUGGGAAGUGUACACAAGAAAAAUGUCGUCAAACGCACUAUGAAGACUUUGCUGAAAAAUACAAGAAAUAUAAAGAGGAAUUUUCUGAAAUGAAUAAAGAACAAUUCAGACAGUCGAAGGAGCGUCAGAAAGAAGAAGAACGUAUAAAGAGUGAAGCGAAUAUUAAUGCUGAUCAAGCAUGGUUAAAUGCAAGUACACGAAUUUGUCCAAAAUGUGCAUUACCAGUUGAAAAAGGGCCUGGUUGUGACAGCAUGUAUUGUCAACAUUGUAAAGCCCCCUUCCGUUGGGAUCAAAUGGAAACAGCAAUCGGUGGUAAAAAUGCGUAUAAAAUAGAGCAAGCCAAACGAAAUGCUUCGAAAUGGGUAUCAAAAGAUUUGCCCAAAGAUUCAAUACAGUUAUUCGUUGUUCUUCUGAAUGGAAAAUCCAAAGCAUUUACUAUUUGUAAAAUGAAGUUAAGAUGGAUCUUGAUUAGGCAUGCAACGUAA